AUGGAUAUAUUAAUUAAUAAUGAUUUUAGGAUUAUAAUUUAUUUAAUAAAAUAAAUAAUUUUUUAAUUAAAUAGCAUAACUAUCAAGAAGAACCAUUUAGUUUUGAGACGAGAACACUUUCUAUUAUCAAAAAAAUAAACUUAUCGGCCUCACAAUCCUCAUUAUGACUAAGGGCUCCUACUGGCAAAAAAAGCCUUCUUUCGCCGUCGUCUAUAUUACCUGUAAUCAAGUUUACCCCUGAAGUUUUAGAAUCUAUAUAUACAGAAUGCCUACAAGAAUCUCCCCAAACUGCAUUUGGCGGAUUGCUAAUAGGCUCUAAAUAUAGUCAAUCUCAUUACUUAACAGUCACGAUUAAUGAGCUACAAUAG
Messenger RNA from Blepharisma stoltei, 368 nucleotides. The record is from the annotation of a GenBank genome assembly. Lineage: Eukaryota; Ciliophora; Heterotrichea; Heterotrichida; Blepharismidae.